UUAACGCUCAUUUCCUGCCAUUGUCACACGCAUCGUGGGCAGGAAGAGGGAAACGAAAGCAGACCUGCUGGGGGGUGAGAAGGGGAUGGAGGGGGUGGGCGACCUAUUUAAACACGACAUGAUCGUGGGCAUGAACAGACGUGAUCAUGUCCAUCCUUCAUCGUCGCGUCCCCGCCUGAACAUGAUUGUUUAAGAAGGAGCAGGUGCUGGUGGAUCCAUCCUCCCUCCCGCCGUGGAAUGUCUUCCACUAUCGAGAGGAAGACGCUGGAAGCUAACGAGGAGCCGGUGGAUGAGGUCCUGCAGAUGCCUCCUUCUUUGCUGACGUGCGGCGGCUGCCAGCAGAGCAUCGGCGACCGCUUCUUCCUCAAGGCCGUGGAGCAGUACUGGCAUGAGGACUGCCUCAGCUGUGACCUCUGUGGCUGUCGCCUCGGGGAGGUCGGCCGCCGGCUGUACUACAAGCUGGGAAGGAAAUUAUGCCGCAGAGAUUACCUCAGGCUUUUUGGCCAGGAUGGUCUGUGCGCUUCCUGCGAGAAGAGGAUAAGAGCGUUUGAGAUGACCAUGCGUGUGAGGGACAAGGUCUACCACCUGGAAUGCUUCAAGUGCGCUGCCUGCCAGAAGCACUUCUGCGUGGGAGACCGCUACUUGCUCAUCAACUCAGACAUCGUCUGCGAGCAGGACAUCUUUGAGUGGACUAAACUCAACAACAACAAUAUGGUGUAGGAAGGAAAUCACUAGACUUUUUUUUGUGAAGACAUCUUUGAUACACUUUUUCUAGCACCAGGCGGACGUCAAACUGCACCUCCUAUUCCCAUCAAGACCAGAGACAACUAAGACCUCUCCUCACCUCAGGCCUCAUUGAUGCAAAGCUGAUAAACAUGCAAUAACAUGUGCACAUAACAAUAAUGUGUCGCUCGGAUUGGGAGUCAGAGCAUUUGGAGAGACGUUAUAGUUCAGGAGGACUACAUUAACGAAACACAUACCAGCUAAAACAUGUAUUUGUACCAAUUGGGGUGUCUUGAUCGGAUAUUUGUAGCAACUCUCGGGCCGAUAUCAACAAAAGAACAAGUAUCGGUUGAUAACGGACAUAUAAAAUCUCUGAUACAAGCACUCCGGCAGCGUGUUUAUUUAUGCAAAACUUGACAGCCUCUUAACAUCCAAAUGUUAAGCACACAAGGUUGAUAUUUUCUUGUAUUUUAGUCAAGUCAUGGACAAAAAGGUAAACAUGGUAGGCGAAAAGCUACUAGCAGCUACACAACAGCUAACCACAAAAUAGCACACAAGCUAGUGUUUUUAAUUGAACAAUAUUGCAGUCUACAACAGCACAUUUGUCAGUAUAAACAAGUAUCAAAUCAGUAUAGUUGUAUAUCACCUACACAUACAAAGACUCCAAGUUUGAAGCGUAUUUGAUAGUAUCCAGUACCAAACGUGUCCGCAUCAUUCAACUUACUGUAUCAUGCCCUCAAUUAAAUGAAUUAUUGUGACCACUAGGUGUCCCAAAAACACAAAUAAACUCUCCGCUUCACAAGUGUAACUCUGUCAUAAGGUUAAUGUUUUCAUACCCACGUUUGUUGUGUUUUUGUAAUUUCGCUCGAUCAUACUUUUUCUAACAUUCCACCCUAGAAAACAAGGAGUAUGCAAUUUUAUGCCGUACUGUUAGUCAUUUUCAUACUCACCAUUGUUUUGUUUGACUAAUUUCACUUGAUCAAACCUUUUCUACAAAAUAGUAAAAGUAUGUACCGUAUUUUUCGGACUAUAAGUCGCAUUUUUUUCAUAGUUUGGCCAGACUUAUACUCAGGAGCGACUUAUGUGUGAAAUGAUAAACACAUUACCGUAAAAUAUCAAAUAUUAUUGAUGUCAUUGACGUAAGAGACUAGACGUAUAAGAUUUCAUGGGAUUUAGCGAUUAAGAGUGACAGAUUGUUUGGUAAACGUAUAGCAUGUUCUAUAUGUUAUAGUUAUUUGAAUGACUCUUACCAUAAUAUGUUACGUUAACAUACCAGUUGGUUAUUUAUGCUUCAUAUGACGUACACUUAUUCAGCCUGUUCACUAUUCUUGAUUUAUUUUAAAUUGCCUUUCAAAUGUCUAUUCUUGGUGUUGGCUUUUAUCAAAUACAUUUCCCAAAAAAAUGCGACUUAUACACCAGUGUGACUUAUAUAUGUUUUUUUCCUUCUUUAUUAUGUAUUUUCGGCCGGUGCGACUUAUACUCCGGAGCGAUUUAUACUCCGAAAAAUACGGUACGAAAUUAGUGCUUAUACCGUAUGGGAUUACUAUCGGCAUUGGCCAGCAACACUCAAUCUGUAUCGAGUUGGAAGUGAAAGAGUCAUAUCGAGACACCCCUAGGACCAAUAUUUGCACGAAAAUACACAAUUUUUGGAGUGUACAUUUCUUUAAUAUGAUUUAAAAAAUGCUUGAUCAUGUGCUACAUUAAUUUUAAAUAAGAACGUAUCUGGUGUCUGUUAUCAAAGAAUUGCACAUUUUUGACAGUUUAAUAUGGUGUCCCCUUCAAUUCCUUCAGUUAUUCAUCUUUUGAAAUGACUCAUUUAUUGAGCAUCCCCACCCUUUUAGGCACUUCAUUUAAUUUCACCAUUUAUGCAAUAAACAGUCAUUUGAAGGAACGCUGAUUCAGUUCUCAAGUAUGUUAGCUGCAUUCAGUCAAAGCAUACAUUUUGGCACUCUGUCUUAUACAUCUCUUAUAUACAUAAGGAGGCAGCAUGGAGGAUGCUGUGUUUACUGCUCGUGCCACACAAUAAGAAAGACCUUGGUUCAAUUCCCGGGCUCGGGGUCUUUGUGUGUGGAGUUUGCAUGUUCUCCCCGUGACUGCGGCUUCCUCCCACCUCCAAAAAACAUGCACCUGGAGAUAGGUUGAUUGGCAACACUAAAUUGGCCCUAGUGUGUGAAUGUUGUCUUUAUGUGCCAUGAGGUGGCAACUUACCCGUACUUGUUCAUUUAUCUGUACCGUUUUAGCCACAAAAGGGGUGGAUUAAGCUUUAUCAUAGCAGGAGUCUCAAUCUUCUUUCUUGUGACAGCUGCUUCUACGAAAUGAAAAUGGCAGAGAUACUAAUUUUUGUAACUUUUCAUAGCUUAUUUAAACUAACUAUUAAACUGAAUUAGCUUAUGUUGUCAGAACAUGAACAAAAUGUUAUUAUCCACACCCGUAUUUUGUAUUAAAACUAAAAAUAUAUAUUUUGUUAAUCUCCAUCUUGUAUUUGAGAAUACAUUUCGUUCUGGUGUAUCUCACAUGAUGAAAUGAAAACAUGAAUGCUGUGAAAUAAUGUUCAAUAUUACAUAUUUUA
Molecule: messenger RNA, 3292 nt
Organism: Entelurus aequoreus (snake pipefish)
Lineage: Eukaryota; Metazoa; Chordata; Actinopteri; Syngnathiformes; Syngnathidae
Gene: lmo2
Product: LIM domain only 2 (rhombotin-like 1)
Exons: 3
Coding region: 238-720 (160 amino acids)
Biological process (GO): positive regulation of transcription by RNA polymerase II
Cellular component (GO): nucleus
Molecular function (GO): DNA-binding transcription factor binding; transcription coactivator activity
Source: RefSeq, a predicted model, not a curated record